AUGAAACAUAAACAGCGUGUUUGUUGUUUUUGUCUUUAUUCUGGUAUUUUUACGUUCUACAUUCCUAUUAUAAAUAUAUUUUAAGAUCUCCUAACGGUCAAUUAUAUAUAAAGGUUAUACUAGAUUGGCAUAUGGACUAGGCCGUAGCCUUCCAAAAUCCAUUUAUAACAAAUACUCUGACUGACAGUCUUUAGUAUCAUCUGGUAUCAUCUCCCUCGUUGGUUGCGAUUAGUCUUGAGAGAGAUAUAAAUUUGCAAAUAUCACAAUGAUCAUCCCCGUGCGUUGUUUCACUUGUGGGAAAGUGAUCGGUAACAAAUGGGAGGCGUAUUUGGGACUUCUUCAAGCCGAAUACACGGAAGGAGAUGCUCUGGAUGCACUGGGCCUGAAAAGGUAUUGCUGUCGCAGGAUGUUGCUUGGACAUGUGGAUUUGAUUGAAAAACUGCUCAAUUACGCCCCUUUAGAGAAAUAAUACUUAUUAAUUAUUUAUAAAUAAAACAUUAAUAAUAGAAGAUAUGCCUAGCUUAAAUUUAUGCAUCGAUACUUGUUUUGACUAAUUGCCAGAUAUUUAAUAUACAGUACAAUAUUGCAAAUUAAAAUCUUGUGAUGGAAUGUCUCUGUUGAACUUGUUUUAUUCUAGUAAUAAUUCCAAUCUUAUGUAUUCUUUUAUAUAUUAUCAUGCUAGUUUGUAAUAAAACAACAAGAAAGGCA
Molecule: messenger RNA, 708 nt
Organism: Harpegnathos saltator (Jerdon's jumping ant)
Lineage: Eukaryota; Metazoa; Arthropoda; Insecta; Hymenoptera; Formicidae
Gene: Rpb10
Product: DNA-directed RNA polymerases I, II, and III subunit Rpb10
Exons: 2
Coding region: 266-469 (67 amino acids)
Biological process (GO): transcription by RNA polymerase II; tRNA transcription by RNA polymerase III; transcription by RNA polymerase I
Cellular component (GO): RNA polymerase II, core complex; RNA polymerase III complex; RNA polymerase I complex
Molecular function (GO): zinc ion binding; DNA binding
Source: RefSeq, a predicted model, not a curated record